AUGAGUUUUGCAUUGGUAAAAGAGAAGUAUAUCAUGAGUGAAAACGUUUCUGCAGCAGAAACCGAGAAGUGUUUUAUUUUUGCAGCGAGGGACAUGAACAAAAUAAUACCAAAGAACAUUCUUGAGUUAGUGACAUACACUCAGGACGGCCUGGAUUUGGUAUUCACUGAGAAUUCUGUGGUUCCAUUGAAUGAUUCACAACCAUACUCUCUGGGUAGCUUCUCAAUUUCCACUUACUCACCGGAAUAUUACACCGUAUGCACUCUGUUAACAGAGAGAGAAUUACUAGGAGCUUUCUCAGCAAUAAAAGAAAAGCAGAUUGUUGAUGAAAGCCCACCAGAUUAUAGAAAUUGUUUCAUAUUUACUGAAGGAGACUUGAGACAAAUUCUACAGCAGUCCAUUCUGGAUAAGGUAGCCGCCAUGCCGCGUGGUUUGGAUUUCAUAUUCACCGAAAGUUCGGUUGAACCACUCAUUAAUUCACAGCAACACUCUCAGCCUGAUUUUUCAGUCCACUUCCACUCCGCAGGCCAUUAUGUGGUAUGCACUCUUUUAACACACAGAGAAUUAUUGACAGCUUUCAGCUCAGUGAACAGAAAACAAAACCCUGACAGAUAUGUCCUAACCACUCAUCCUCAAUAUCUACCGGAAGCCAGAAAGUGCUUCAUUUUUGCAGCGAGAGACUUGUGGCAUAUCAUACCACAGACAGUUCUAGACAUGGCAGCCUCUAGUCCAAAUGGAGUAGAUUUGAUUUUCACUGAGAAUUCAGUUGAACCUCUGACAUACCUACAGUCAUACUCUAAACCAGAUUUUUCGCUCUACUUCAGUCCAGUACACUCAUACACCGUGUGUACCCUACUAACACCUAGACAGUUAUUAAUGGCUUUCACUUCCAUAAAAGACAGACAGAAUGUCGAUGGACAUACCAGUGAGCAUUAUGGCGCAAAACAACAGGACGCUAGGAACUGCCUCUAUUUCAGAGCGAGCGAUAUGCAGCAGAUUAUACCAGAGGCAAUCCUUAAUACCGUGACACCCGCGCCAAAUGAAGUGCAUCUUGUGUUCAGUGAGAAUUCAGUUGAACCUCUUCUGCCUUACCCAAACCUUUACUCUGAUGGUGAUUUUUCAGUCUCAGUAUACUCAGCAGACUAUUACAAAGUUUGCACUCGCCUUAACGAAGGUGAAUUAUUAUUUGCUUUCGGUUCAAUAAAAUUUGGUCGGAAUAAAGGUGAAAAUGUGAUUUCUAGCAGUCACAAAGAUGUUCCACCAAAAGACGAGAAUUGUUUUGUUUUCGCGGGGAAAGACAUGAGACAAAUUGUGCCAGUAACAAUUCUUGAGAAAGUGGAUUCUACUUCGAGUAGAAUCGGUCUGGUUUUCACUGAGGAUUCAGUUGAACCUCUGUCUCAUUUAGUGUCACCUUCCCGGGCAGAUUUUUCAGUAGCGUCCCACUCAGGGGAUUAUUAUUCCAUAUGCACUCUUCUGACAGGAAGAGACAUAUUAAUGGUGUUCAGUAGAAUAAAAGGAGGUAAGAAUAACACAUUGCACACACCACAGCUUUCCGGAAUUCCAGAAGAGAAUGGUGUCAGAAAGUGUAAUACUUCCUUUGACAAUUCAAAGAAUCUAUGUCCAGACGAAAAACAACUCAACUGCCACGAUACCAAAACCAGCCCAUGCAACUUGCACUCUGGAGCAAAGGAAGCCACUUUGAAUAUUUACGUAUAUCCUAUCGUGUUGACACCAAAAACACCUGAUGGAUAUCCAUCACUUUGGGGAACUAUUUAUCAAUAUAAGGAAAGGGACCCUGACAAAAGCCUUGGUAUCAAUGACCAGAAGUCGACAUGUUGCGAGGGGGAAGGUCUGCUGAUGUACUCUGGCCCCGAAAAUGACAAAAAUAAUCAGUUUUGGAAAGGAAACAUUCGACCUCCUUUCGGUCCUUUUGCAUAUCCUUGGGCGAGACCUUCCUGGUUGUCUACACCAGCCAAUAACAAGGGAUUCGGAAAUGGACCUUUCUUAUUUUCUAUGAAUGCUCAGCCACGUGAUGUGAGAGAAAUUGGCGUUGGAAACAGCUCCAACGAUAUUCCUCAAGACCUCAAUGGCCAUGGAGAUGAGGAUUUGCAGUUUGCAAAUGAAAAUAAUGAAGGGAACAAAUACUAUUCAGACGAGAUUAGUGAUGAAAGCAGGAGUUCUGAAAAUUUUACAUUAGACACUAACGGUCAUUUUGCUCACGAAAGCUACGAAAGCUUCGAGAAUGAAGGUAGCAGAACAAUGGACAGUGCAGGAAUGAGUGUGGAACCAGUUCCAGAAAAUGAAAGCAUGUUGAACUCUGAUUAUGAUUCGCAACAAAGCUUGGGCGUCGCUCAGGUUGGUACUACUGGAAGUAAAUACGUCCUGGAUGAUGAUAUUCAUCAUCACUCUGGCAAUAUAACUAUGGAAAAUGAGGAUUUGCAGGUUACUGUGGAGUAUGAAGACAUUUCUAAGGAAAAGCCAGUCACUAGUAACCAACUUUUAAGGUUCCUGGAGGACUCUGCAGAUUCUGUAAAUAGACCUAAUGCACCUGCAGAUUCGAAUGGUAACCGUGUAAUGCAACCUGAAAUAACCAGUAACAUUGAAAACCAGGUCAUUCAGACAGAAAAGGAACUUAGAACAAUUACCCCAAAAAGAGGAAGUACCAGUAGUGAUGAACGAAAACUAGCUUUUGAUUCCAGUGAUCUGGAAACUUCACAAAUUGAAACCAGAAGUGUCAGUUGUAGUACUAUAGGGUGUCCAACUACUUUAGACGAUGAAAAGGUUGGGUCUGAAAGUUUAGAUUAUGGGUGGUAUGAGAGUGACAGGUCUUUAGAUCCCGAAGACAACAGCCCAGACGUGGGAGCCCUCCAACCUGACCCAGUAGAUUUGCCAUAUUCAGAGACUAGUCCUGAAUUGUCUGGUGCUUACAGAAAUGUCAUUCAGAAUCCAAACACCAUAACGUAGGCAUUUAUUGUACUAUAAAUUAAAGAUAUUUAAGGCUUUCUCAUAGUUCUACAACAAAAAUAAGAGGAGUUUCUGUUAUAAAUAUUAAAGGGAUUCAUAUUAUUGGCCUUAGAUGCUAUACCUUAUGUUAAGCACUGCUCAUUAUAAAAAAUUUUCACUGUGUGGACAAUACCGGAACUUCACUCUAGACAGUGGCAGACAUACCAGACGGGUGAUCACGUAAGUAACUGAACACAAUACUCUCAAAUCAAAGAGUUUUCGUCAUUGAAAUAAGAAUGGCCUUGUCCAAGCAUUAGUUCAUUACAGUAUUAAGAGGAGGGAGUGUUUGUGGCAUGGUAAAUUAAGCAGUGUCGUGACCUUUCCUUGUCAUCUUAUGUUGUCUGAAUGAAAGCAAAUUAAAUAUAUUCCAAAGGAGUUUUCGUGCUUAAAUGAAAGCUCAUUGGAGUUAUAUAAAUUAAGUAUGAUAAAAACAUAUAUGGAAGCCAUUCUAACAUAUGUUCCAGGUACUCCAAUUUCUGAGGAGAUUUCAGUUUGGUCCGCAUAUCUUGAAGACUGUAAAGUAAAAAAAAAAAAAGUUUAUGGACGAGUUUGCCUGAAGAGAAGACCAUCAGUGAUUGAUUAAACUAAUUUGGCUUCAGAAUAUAGAAAGUUGUCAAGGCUGAAGAGAAAGCAAUGCAAGAAAAUGUCCCAUGAAGAAAUUAUAAAAUUUCUCCAAUUCAAGAAGUUGCAAGGACACGGUAAGUUGGAGUCUGAUAUGAAAAGGAAAAACGAUGGUGUGGAUAUGAAAAUUGAACCUUCAAUGAAGCUUGCAGUUAUAUAUAGCAUAGGGCACAUGCUAUAAUUGACCAGACGCAGCCCAUAGCUCUCCAUCUCCCAAUUAUGAACGGGAAAAUUACUUAAACAACUUACAUUACUUGUAAGGAUAAAUGUUUCUCGUGGUGUUUACGAAGCGAUUGAAGCCUCUGUAUACUUAUCAGCAAGGCUUCAGUUACUGAGAGGAAAUUCCUUCACACAGUGAAAAUUCGUUUGAAGCUUUUUUAAUUUUCGCUUUGAAUUUCACCCCAUUUUGUUGUUCAACUAUGACUGAAGUGAUUUAUUGGUAUUACCGUCGUGCGUAGAAUAAAUGUAUACUUUUU
Molecule: messenger RNA, 4100 nt
Organism: Macrobrachium nipponense
Lineage: Eukaryota; Metazoa; Arthropoda; Malacostraca; Decapoda; Palaemonidae
Exons: 2
Coding region: 1-2964 (987 amino acids)
Source: RefSeq, a predicted model, not a curated record